Molecule: messenger RNA, 456 nt
Organism: Fusarium fujikuroi IMI 58289
Lineage: Eukaryota; Fungi; Ascomycota; Sordariomycetes; Hypocreales; Nectriaceae
Product: probable 40S ribosomal protein S14
Exons: 4
Coding region: 1-456 (151 amino acids)
Biological process (GO): maturation of SSU-rRNA from tricistronic rRNA transcript (SSU-rRNA, 5.8S rRNA, LSU-rRNA); ribosomal small subunit assembly; translation
Cellular component (GO): ribosome; cytosolic small ribosomal subunit
Molecular function (GO): mRNA 5'-UTR binding; small ribosomal subunit rRNA binding; structural constituent of ribosome
Source: RefSeq, a predicted model, not a curated record
AUGGCUCCCAAGAAGACCACCACCCGCGCUCCCCAGGAGAACAUCUCCCUCGGACCCUCCGUUCGCGAUGGCGAGCUGGUCUUCGGCGUUGCCCGUAUCUUCGCCUCCUUCAACGAUACCUUCGUCCAUGUCACCGAUCUGAGUGGCCGUGAGACCAUCACCCGUGUUACUGGUGGUAUGAAGGUCAAGGCCGACCGUGACGAGUCCUCCCCCUACGCUGCCAUGUUGGCUGCCCAGGACGUCGCUGCCCGCUGCAAGGAGCUUGGCAUCAACGCUCUUCACAUCAAGAUCCGUGCCACUGGUGGUAACGGUACCAAGACCCCCGGUCCCGGUGCCCAGUCUGCUCUCCGUGCCCUCGCCCGUGCUGGCAUGAAGAUUGGCCGAAUUGAGGACGUUACCCCUACCCCCUCCGACUCUACCCGCAGAAAGGGUGGUCGCCGUGGUCGUCGUCUCUAA